This is a messenger RNA of Andrographis paniculata, 3802 nucleotides long. RefSeq lists its product as uncharacterized. The transcript has 6 exons. Lineage: Eukaryota; Viridiplantae; Streptophyta; Magnoliopsida; Lamiales; Acanthaceae. The record is from RefSeq and is a predicted model, not a curated record. The coding region runs from base 464 to 3802 and encodes 1112 amino acids.
CAACGUUUUAGGUUCUGUCGUUACGCAAAAAAUAUCGUAACAAAUAAUGAGAUGGUAGAAUUUGGUCAAAAUAACAUUAGUUACGUAAAGUGUUCGUAACUACUGGUAUUUAAUUUUUUAUUUUUGGAAAAGUUAAAUUAAAAAAAAAAAAAAAAAAAAAAGUAAAAUACUGGAUUGACGCUUUCAUUCCAGAAACGAUCAAAAUGGACAAAAACGCUAUAUCAUCCCACACUUAGACAAAUUAGGGCAUCUGGUUCAUUUCCCUCGUUCGCUUCUCACAGUCGCCGGCGAUCCGAUUUCCUGUAGCUGCCGACGACGACGCGCGAGGUGAAAUCGAUCCGUCCCUGGGAUCUACUCCGGCGCACCUCACCCAGAAAACUCGAUCGAGUUUCCUUCCUCUGAACCUGCAGGACGACGAGCAUUGUGAAAUCAACGGAAACGAGGGAUCUACUCCGGCAUCUAGAUGGAUAGGAGUUGGAUAGACGAUGCGAACCAUAUCUCCGCUCAAUAUUUGGACGGGGUCAGGGCUUUCUUAGAUUUCGCAUUUAAAGAUCGUAGCUCUGAAUCUUGCAUCUAUUGCCCCUGUACAUCUUGCGGAAAUCGCUUAACAAAAUCUCGUAGAGAUGUCUUGCUCCAUUGUAUUCGUUAUGGAUUCGACCAAACCUACAAGGUUUGGACUUGCCACGGAGAAGGAGAGGUGAACCCUGCUGUUGCAAACGACAAUAUGCCAAUGCGUUGGGAGGAGGAACUAGAACUUCUAUUGCGAGAGUGUGCAUAUACAGAGCACACCGAUCCGGGGCCCAGUGGAAAUGAACCUCAUAGGGAUGACGAAAAUGAACAUAUACAUCAUGGCAGUAAGGGGUAUAGAAAGAUGUUAGAAGAUGUAGAGAAAGAGCUCAUACCAGGGUGCAAGAAGAUGAGUAGACUCUCGUUUAUCGCACGGCUUUUGCACUUGAAGGUUUUGUGCCACUGGUCUAAUAAUUCUAUUGAUUUGCUGUUAGAGCUGUUACGGGAUGCACUUCCAGACGAUGUUGUCCUUCCGAAGAACUUCUAUGAGGCUAAUAAGCUGACCAAGGACUUGGGGUUCACAUGCAAGACUAUCCAUGCGUGCAUCAACAAUUGCAUGUUGUUUACCGGGGAAGAUGUUGACCGUGAGGUUUGUGUUGUGUGUGGGGAAAAGCGAUUUACACAGGGUAAAGAUAGAUCUCCAGUGAAGAAGUUAAGGUACUUUCCAUUAAUUCCGCGAUUGCAGCGAUGGUACGUAUCUUCCAAAACUGCAUCUUCUAUGAGAUGGCAUGCCGAAGGGCGUGUAGACGAUGGCAAGAUGCGUCAUCCAGCAGAUAGUCCUGCGUGGAAGAGUUUCGAUCAUCGGUACCCGACGUUCUCUGAGGAGAUUCGCAACGUACGCCUCGGUCUGGCCACUGACGGUUUCAACCCUUUUGGGAAUAUGAGUGUGAGUUAUAGUAUUUGGCCCGUCGUACUUGUGAUAUAUAACCUACCUCCGUGGCUGUGCAUGAAGCAACCAUCGUUCAUCCUCUCUACGAUUAUAGACGGCCCGCAUGGCCCGGGGGAUCGGAUUGAUGUCUUCCUUCAACCUUUGAUCGAUGAGCUUAAGGAGCUUUGGUAUGAUGGUGUUCGGACGUACGAUGCGAGUACUAAGGAGGAUUUCCAGAUGCGAGCUGCAUUGCUGUGGACUAUUAGUGAUUUUCCCGGUUACGGUAUGUUGUCAGGGUGGCCGACUCGUGGGGCGAAUGCAUGCCCUGUUUGUGGUUUAAAAACUCAUUCCAGAUACCUGAAAAAUGGACAUAAGUAUAGCUAUUGCGGGCAUCGACGGUUCCUGCCGGCUGGGCAUAGAAUGCGCUUUGAUAAACAUGCAUUUGACGGUUCGAUGAGCUUUGACGGAAAGCCUUCUCGCUUGACCGGCGCUGAACUUCUGCAGCAGCUUCAGGAUAUGCCUACUGAGUAUCGUACGGUUGACUUGAUUGAGAAACGCAUUGCACAGGGGUCUCGCAAGCGUCGCCGGGGGGUGAACGGGCAGCAACAGGUGUGGAAAAAAAAGAGCAUAUUCUUUCAGCUCCCUUAUUGGUCUAAGAAUGAGGUACGUCACAACCUCGACUUGAUGCACAUUGAAAAGAAUGUGUGUGAGAAUGUACUGUAUACAUUGUUGGGAACUAAGGGGAAAACAAAGGACAAUCUGAACACGAGGAAAGACUUACAGUUGAUGCAAAUACGUAGUUCUUUACACCCGGUAUCGGGUCCUAGGGGCGCUAUAUAUUUGCCGGCAGCUACGUACACCAUGAGUAACCCCGAAAAACGGAUAUUCCUAUCUGUGUUGAAGGACCUCCGACCACCUCAUGGGUUCAGUUCAAACUUAUCGCGUCGUGUGAAGGUAGAACAACAACUAAUAUGGGGACUUAAGAGCCACGAUUGCCAUGUUCUUAUGCAACGAAUUCUACCUAUUGCUGCCCGACGGUGUCUUCCCAAAAAUGUUGUGCUCGUGUUGAUUGAACUUUGUAACUUCUUCAAUUCGAUGUGCUCAGCUCAUAACACAGUUCGUGAACUGGAGCGAAUCCAAGAAAGAAUUUCUUUGACGCUAUGCCAUCUUGAAAAGCUAUUCCCACCUUCAUUCUUUGAUGUAAUGGAGCAUCUGCCUAUCCAUUUGGCUGAGGAGGCUAUGGUGGCCGGUCCGGUGCAGUACCGGUGGAUGUAUCCCAUUGAGCGGUACUUGGGUACUCUGAAGAGGUACGUACGGAACAGGGCACAACCUGAGGGUUCGAUUGCACGUGGAUACCUCAUGGAAGAAUGCGUGACUUUCUGCUCAAGAUAUCUCGGAGACAUAGAGACCAAAGAGAACCGGGCUGCUCGAGGGGAGGAGGACGAGACACAACACGGGAAAGGAUUGUUUGGUUCUAGGUUCAAUCUUGAUUACAAUACGAUGCACCAAAUUCAUUGCUACAUCCUAGGAAAUAUAGAUGAAAUCAGUCUGUUGCGAAGGAUUCACCUUGAUACUAUUAGGUCAUGUCGAACUCGCGCACCCCCACGUGAGGUGCACCAGCAGCACAACGAACAAUUUGCGUCUUGGUUUCAAUCAUAUGUAGAUGAUCCGACGAAUAAUGAUGAGUGCCCAAUCUCAGCGGAGAUCCGUGCAUUGGCGGGUGGACCAUUAUGCAAUGCAACACGGUACUCUUCGUGCAUUGUGUCAGGAAUACGCUAUCGUGUUCAAGACCGGGAUGCAAGGAAGAGGACACAGUGUGCAGGUGUUAUGGUUACGGCAGAUACAGUGAGUUAUGCCUCAGCUAGGGACCAUAACCCACGAGAAGGUUCCGUGGCAUAUUACGGGAUUCUUACGGACAUUGUGGAAGUGUACUAUAGCAAUCAACAGAAGUAUCUCCUUUUAAAAUGUGACUGGGUGGAUCUGGAGAGGGGCGUUAAAGAGGAUGAGUUCAAAUAUAAAUGUGUGAACUUUAAGUAUUUGAUGUACCCCAAGAACUUGCCCACGGAUGAGCCUUUCAUCUUAGCGACCCAAGCCUCUCAGGUGUGGUACAUUGCAGACCCGGUUGAUGAAGGUUGGAGCGUUGUCGUUCCGGUGUCACGGCGAGACACGUAUGACGUGUAUAGUACGAUCGAUCAUAGAUUCAGCACAGGGUUACCUUUAGAUGACGGAGGCAAUGUUAGAGGAGCAGCCGAUUACUGGCUAAGGGAAGGUAUUGAGGGGCAAGUAGUAGAAGAUGCAGGGCAGAUGGACCAUGCCGAUACUUCGCCUUCGGAUUCGGAGGAAUCCUCCGAAGAUGAUGGUGCUUAG